This is a messenger RNA of Alnus glutinosa, 995 nucleotides long. RefSeq names its product protein MIZU-KUSSEI 1. Gene Ontology annotation, biological process: hydrotropism. The record is from RefSeq and is a predicted model, not a curated record. Bases 91 to 900 code for a protein of 269 amino acids. The transcript has a single exon. Lineage: Eukaryota; Viridiplantae; Streptophyta; Magnoliopsida; Fagales; Betulaceae.
AAAAAAAGAAAAAGAAUCUCUCUCUCUCUGCGCAUUGCAUUGUCUUUUUUAAGGAGCUGCUCCCCUCUUGCCUUUGAUUUGCUUUCUCACAUGAAGCAAGCCAUGGCGAAGAGCGCUCAAGAUUUCUCCUCUAAGAGGCACUUCCACUGGACAAACAAGGUUGGAAACGAAGACGACGAACAAGUUCCAAGCUUCAAAUCCUCCUCAAAGACCCUCGAUGAAGAGAAAAAAGAAGAUGAUCAUAAGGGUGCUGAGCCCGAAGCACCACCUGUUACAGCUUCUGCAGCACACGUACCAAAGAGGAAACAACUGCAAGCUAUAGCCGUUUCCAGGCUCCGAUCGGUUUUGACUGCGUUUGGGAAGAACCGGUCGAACCUGCCGCUGGGUCUUGGUCCCCGAGUGGUAGGCACCCUCUUUGGAUAUCGACGCGGGCACGUACAUUUCGCAUUCCAAAGAGAUCCCACUUCUCAACCUGCCUUCCUGAUUGAGCUGGCUACGCCAAUUAGUGGCUUGGUUCGGGAAAUGGCAUCUGGGUUGGUUCGAAUCGCAUUGGAGUGUGAUAAAGAAAAAGAAAAAGAAAAAGAAGAAGAAAAGAAAGGUGUGAGACUACUUGAAGAGCCGGUGUGGAGGACUUAUUGCAAUGGAAAGAAGAGCGGAUUUGCAACGAGGAGAGAGUGUGGGCCUAAGGAGUGGAAGGUGUUGAAGGCCGUGGAGCCGAUUUCAAUGGGUGCGGGCGUUCUGCCUGGGAAUGAAGCUGAAGCUGGGUCCGAUGGAGAACUCAUGUACAUGAGGGCCAAGUUUGAGAGAAUUGUGGGGUCCAGGGAUUCUGAGGCUUUCUACAUGAUGAACCCUGAUAGCAAUGGAGCUCCUGAGCUCAGUAUCUAUUUGCUUAGAGUCUAAGAGCAUGCAGCAAUUUUCCUUUGCUUUGGGGGUUAUCACUUAUCAAAGAGUAGUAGCUAAUGAUACUUUUGUUUUAUUAGCUCUUCAAUCAUGAA